AUGGCGUUAACCCUACCAGGAUUUUCUGCUGUUGGGUUUGUGCUUAAACCGGACCGUUUUACUAAGGAGCUAAUUGCCACUGUUGAAGCUUUUAAUGCAUUUUUUGGAAACAAUGUUCAACAAUACGCUUUUAUCAUCCUUACGCAUACGAAUUGCGAGAUGUCUAAAGAUGAAUACUUACAAGAUGGGCAUGCAUACCUUGAUAAAUUAAGAAAUUUGUACGCAGGAAAUGUCGUUUUCAUUGACAACAAAUGUGAUGACUCGACGAAGGAGAAGCAUGUUGGACGCAUUAUCGAGGAAAUAGAACGAAUAACACAAACGAACAAUAAUACCCCUUUUUCAAAUGAAUUCAUUAAGGUGGCAAACAAAUUAGCGAUUAAUUCUGAAAAGAAAGACUUCGAGGAAAUGUCUAAUAAAGAACGGCAGCAAGCUCUGGAAUCGUUUAAAACGAAGGUCGAAAAUCGGGAAGCCAAUGUUUGGAACAAUUUCAUGGCUGGUAUGAGACGUAAUAGCCAUUAUGCAGCGGGCGUAGGUGCCGCGACCACUCUCAUAGCAUUUAGAGCGGGAUGCACGAUUAUGUAA
Mya arenaria is the source of this 582-nucleotide messenger RNA. RefSeq lists its product as uncharacterized. The coding region runs from base 1 to 582 and encodes 193 amino acids. The record is from RefSeq and is a predicted model, not a curated record. The transcript has a single exon. NCBI's taxonomy places the organism in Eukaryota, Metazoa, Mollusca, Bivalvia, Myida, Myidae. Gene Ontology annotation, molecular function: GTP binding.